AUGAAGAUCGCGAUAAGGAAAAUCAACCCUUGCACAGCAUGUUUGUGCCCAUGGAAAAAGGACAAGCAGGAAAAGAAGGAAGGCCAUUUUGACCUUAUUAUGUGGGUUCAUGUUUCUCAGAUCUUUGAUGUGGUUGACAUUUUCAAAAAGAUACUUCAGGAGGCUACAAGGGAUUCUUGCCUUGGUUUAAGUAAUCUUAACACCCUAGAAGAUAAGCUGGAGGCGGCACUUAGUGGAAAGCGGUUCCUCUUGGUACUAGAUGAUGUCUGGUACAAGAUGGGUGAGAAUCAAAAUGAUCUACAGAAGGUAGUUUCUCUAUUAAAGGCCGGAGAGGCAGGAAGCAAGAUUCUAGCAACCAGUCGAACCGAAGAGGCACUGUUAGCUCUGGGUGCAGUCAAAGAAAAAUGUAUCCCAAUAUCUGAAAUGGAUGACAGUGCCUUCCUUAAACUGUUCAUGUAUUAUGCACUUAAAGGUGUUAGCAUAGAUGAACAAGAUCGAAGGACAUUUGAAGCGGUUGGGGCUCAGAUUGCAAAAAAGCUGAAGGGGUCACCUCUUGCAGCAACUAUUGUGGGAACAAGACUACGUGUUAAACCUCUGAACUAUUGGAUAAAUUUUAAUGCUCGGCAACAUUUGGGUGAUGUGAUGGAGUUCUUAAAGUGGAGCUACCAGCACUUCGAUAAGGAGGUCAGGCGAUGCUUUGCAUACUGCUGUAUUUUCCCAAGAAGAUACCAGUUGAAACGUGAUGAGUUAGUUAAACUGUGGGUGGCACAAGGGUUCAUAAGUGUAACCAAUGGAGAGGAAAAGGAAGAUAUUGCUCAGCGUCACUUCGACCAUUUACUGUCAGCCUUAUUUCUGCGGCCAAAAGGUUGGACAGGACAUCUUCCUCGAGAUGUUCGCCAUCUUUUCAUUGAGAUUUACGGUGAAGAGAUGAUCAGUAAGAAGGUGUUAGAAUUGCAAAACUUGCGUACACUCAUAAUAAUUCAUACUCAACACGAGGAAGAGUUGCUUGUGGAAGAUGUCCUUGAGACUGUGUUCACUAAUCUGACUAUGUUGCGAGCAUUUAUACUGAAAGUAGAGGUCAGAUCUUUUAUGGGAGGUCGACAGAUUUCUAUCCCGGAAUCUAUUGGUGAUUUAUUACACCUGCGCUAUUUUUAUCUUUCGAAAGCAUUGUACAGUAAGGUAACUUUUCCAAGAAGAUUUGCUCGGCUUUACCUUAUGGAAGUUCUGGAUGUUGGAUACUCGCAGUGGGGCAAGGUGGCAUUCUCCUCAGGUGAAGAUACAACUAACCUCAUAAACUUGCGUGUCGUGCCCUAUGAUUCAGAACUUGAUUUCCCAUUCAUUGGAAGGAUGGAGUCACUGCAAACUUUACAUAAGUUCACUGUAAAGAAGGAAAAGGGACAUGAACUAUUCCAGCUGAAGAAACUAAACAAGGUUCGACACGUUCUGAAAAUUGAUGGGCUUGAAAAUGUUCUGACCAAAGAGGACGCUCAACAAGCUGAACUGCAUGAAAAGGCAUGCAUCAGAGGGCUGAUACUGACCUGGAGUCCCAGUGGUGAUAUGAGCCUCCAGGAACAAGAUCUCCAAUCAGAAGUAAUUCAGGCCCUUGGGCCGCCAACACACCUUCAAAUACUUGCAAUCGAAGGCUACAAGGGUUCAAGUUAUCCCAGCUGGAUGACGGGUGAUGGUCCAGAGGUCCUAAUGUGCCUGCGAGACCUUCUGCUCAUCGACUGCACUGAACUGGCAUCUAUUCCUGAGCAUAGUGUGCUUUUCAAGUAUCUACAUGCACUCGAGGCUAUUAGAUGCAAUUGGCGCUGCUUUCCCGACAACAUGGAGCACCUCAACUCACUCGUGAAAUUGGGAAUACAGAGUUGCAAUGAAAUUCUAUCACUUCCAACACUGCCCCAGUCUCUGAAGAAAUUGAAGAUAAAGGAAUGCGAGCAACUUGAGUCACUUCCAACGAUUCCAGUCUCUUCAGAAAUUGUGCCCCAGUCUCUGAAGGUAUUGAUUAUAGAGGAAUGCAAGAAUCUAAUGUCUCUUCCAACACUGCCUGAAUCUCUGGGGACAUUGGUGAUAUCAUUUUGCUCGAUUGAUUUGCCUUCAACACUGCCGCAGUCUCUGAAGAAACUGAUGUUACACGGGUUUUCGAAAAUUGAUCUUUCAACAAUUCCUCCUUCUCUGGAACACUUUGAUGUCUUAACCCACGAUCAGGAGUUCGCAACAUCGUGCAAGACAGAUGGUCAUGAAAAUUGGGAAAAGAUCCGCCACAUUCCCGAAACAAAUAUUCGAUACGAAGAAUUUUAUCGUGAAGAUGAUGAGGACGAAGAAGGGCUGGAAGACGAUGAAGACGACGACUCAUAUGUGGACGACGAAGAAGAAGACGAUGAUGUCCCAUUGGGAGAAGAUCAAGAAGUCGAUGUCCCAUCGGAAGACGGCCAAGAAGAUGAUGUGCCAUCGGAAGACGACCAAGACGAUGAAUCAUGA
Messenger RNA from Oryza brachyantha (malo sina), 2481 nucleotides. RefSeq names its product disease resistance protein RGA2-like. Gene Ontology annotation, biological process: defense response to other organism. The transcript is spliced from 5 exons. Lineage: Eukaryota; Viridiplantae; Streptophyta; Magnoliopsida; Poales; Poaceae. The coding region runs from base 1 to 2481 and encodes 826 amino acids. Gene Ontology annotation, molecular function: ADP binding. The record is from RefSeq and is a predicted model, not a curated record.